Messenger RNA from Drechmeria coniospora, 3186 nucleotides. RefSeq lists its product as uncharacterized. The record is from RefSeq and is a predicted model, not a curated record. Bases 1 to 3186 code for a protein of 1061 amino acids. The transcript has a single exon. NCBI's taxonomy places the organism in Eukaryota, Fungi, Ascomycota, Sordariomycetes, Hypocreales, Ophiocordycipitaceae.
AUGAACCGUUUUCGGACGAAAAAGAAGAACAAGGACGACGUCGCCGAGUCGGAGUCGUCCAAUCCCUUUCGACUUUUCGGCAAAAAGAAGCAACCAGAUGAAGAGCCUAAGCAGGAUCUCGAUCUCACCGCCGUCUUGCCGUCCAGCGACAACUUUCGCACCAGUCUCCUCAUGACGGGCCUAUCCGCACGAUUUUCUAUGCUCCGAGAGCAGGACGAUCCGAAUUCCAUGCUUGGCAAAGCCAGUGACGACAGCGUCCUCUUUGCAAAACGGCAGUCCAGACUUGGGGAGUUCGGCUUGGGAGUUGGCCUGCAUGACAUUGCCGAGGCUGCCUCCCCCAAGGCGGCGCAGUUCGAUUCCUACAUCUCGGAUGAUGCAACCUCGAUCUCGGGAAGCGUCAUGAAUCGCUCCAAGCCUCUCGAGGGAAACAACCUCUUCGGCGGAAGGCAGAAGAUCUACAAGAUCUCAGCCGGCAGCUCCAAAAGCGGAAGAGCUCUGUACGGUGACGACAUUUCACAAUCUGCCUUCCAGAAAUGGAAGCAAACAGAAAGGUCCCGGCACUCGGCGCCGACGGAUGAAAGCACCGAUGCCGAAUCCGAACCGCACUAUGAUGACUUCAACCGUCGCCGGGAGACCAGCUCGACGACCUCAUCCAUUCCCUCGGCAGCCCGCAGCUCGACGGCAGCAACCUCGAUCGCAUCCUCACAACCGGCCUCGUCCGUGUCUGUCAAGGAUUUCUCCACGGCAGGCGCCGUCGUGGGCUCGAUGGGUCAGGUGCCUCAACCCGAUCGCAGCGUUAAUCGCACACGAAGGCUGUACGAGCAAGGUCUCAACCUGGACCUCCAGAACCAGCAAUCCUUUGCCUUGUCGCGCAUCGACACCUUGUCGAGGUCGCGCCUAGUGGGCACUCCCGGAACCCAGGACCUGACCUCUCCCAUAUCUUCCCCCACCAUCUCUUCCGCCACGAACGCAACCUUUGACGACCGCGUCCUGGAGCGCAGGCCAAUCCUGAGCAAGGCCAGUGCCCCCAACCUUAGAUCGUACAGCCCGCCCGCGACCGGCUUCGCUCACCCCAGCCCGGCGGAGAGCAACAGCGGCUUCGCCCGACACGAGCAGAGGCCUGUCUUUGCAGCCAGCCCGCCAUUGAGCCCACCCGUGAGCGAGCCGGAAGUCCAUCCGGUACUGCCUAACCAGCCGGCUGAACGGGGGAAGGCGACGCCCGCAGAACUGACUGUCCGACCGGCUCCGCAGCACUAUGAGCCGAAGCAUGCCCAACAGCGGCACCAGCUUCAGGAGCGAACCGCGCCGACCAUGAGGAAAUCGACCGACUCGCAGUCCCUCAGGUCCUGCUUGUCACCUCGCAUGAAAGAUGGAGAAAAACGAGAGCCGCAGACGGAGCUGCGGCCCGAGCCCAUCGUUCCAAAAGACGACUCGAUCCCAUUUUUGCUUGACGAGAGCGACGAUGACUCGGCCGAAAACAAGUUGAGCGUACCCUCCAUUGCCGUCCAGCCCAGCCACCCGCGGCCCAACGAUAAGGAGCAUCCCGCAUUCCGACAAUCGGCAUUGCCCACCCCGCUGCGUCUUUCGUCGACGAAAAUGACGACGGAGAAUUCACCACCCGGAAGUGCUGCGUCGGCUGCAGCAAUGGUGAAAAUCGACCCGCCAGCCGAUUCGCCAACCCUCGGUCCGCCGACCGGAUUGAGCGGCAUGGUCCGAUCACACCUGCGGCGUGAUAGUCAAGCCUCCUCCAUGCAAGGUGUCGCCAAUGAGGAGACAAAGACGACACCGGCUGAACCUCACGGUCUCACGCCGGAACCAAGAUCACCGAUGGACAAGCCCGACGAUUUAAAGGAUGACGCUCAACCCGCCGAGGCAGUACCGGAUGAGCAGGACGAGUUCGCCCGCCAUCUUGCCGAUGGUGCGCGGCGGGUUCGUGAGAGGUUGACAUCGUACGUUGAAUCAGACGUCGACCGCUCGGCCCCGGUAACGCCCACGUCCGAGGUGAGCAAGGAAUCUCAGCUUUCGCGCCUCAACAGCGUGAGCAUGUUGCGUUCAAAGUCCAGCCGAAGCUCCCUCUUCGACCGUGAGAGCCGUAAAUCGGCAAAGAUGGACGAACGGGUCCCGGUCAAGAACGCGUCGUCAACUUCUCUGCGGAAGCUUUCUCAGCUUUCUUCCCCAGGCGUCAAUGUUGAAGCGGCCGCGGAACGACAACUGGGUGAGGAUGAACACGCCGAGCAGGAGUCCGCGGCAGGGGAGAAGGAAGAGGGUGUUCAUGCUGCCCUUAGAAUGUUUCGUCAAGCUCGUUGGGAGUUGAAGCGGGUCAAGGAUCCGGAAAUGAUCCGAUAUCAGCAGCCAAAACAGUCGCCGGCCACGGCUUCGGAGCGACCGCCUGCGCAGCGCGUCCUCCCCAACGAAGUGCCUGGACCGGUUCCCACCACGCCCCACAACCGCAGACAGGACGAGUCGAGGGGUGGCAGCCGCCCUCGCGCAGAUUCUCGUGCCGAGUCGGAGCGUGACCGGAGCGGCUCGGAGACGAGCUCCGGCGGCCCGAAGAACAGCCGUGGCGCUCGUCUUCGUGACGGCGCGGCUGCCAACGAGAGGGCAUACGCCCACAAUGGCGCCGUCAGAGCUGCCCGGCCUGCUGUAGGUCUGAGCACAAGGCCUGCCGGGUCGCCGGGAACCGACGCCAGACUCUUCCCGAUGAUCCGUUCCCCGCAUUCGAAUACGGGGGCGCCCACCAGCCCCAGCCGAAGGGCCGUCACUGUCGACGUGUUAUCGAGCAGGCGCAUGGGGAUGAGGCGAGACAAUUCGGAUUCAGGCCACGGAUCGGCCAACGGCCACCAUGACGGCCAAGCACGCUCUCGAUACGGACGCCCGCUGAAUGCAGCUGUUUCCACGCCGAACUUGCGUGUUGCCGCGGCCGCUCCACCUCUACCCCCGAUCAACCCACGGCGAAAGAACGGAUCUGAGCGGUCAUCAUACGGCGUCUCCGAUGAGUUGUCUGGAGGCGCAAGCGUCUCGGACGAAGAGACUCGCCCAAAAAUGUACCCGUACGGCGGACGCAGGUUGAUGGCUGGUGCCAACGGCCGGUCCAAGCAAGGCCACCUGCACAGCGGAGGGACCCGUCGGUCUCCUGUCUCACGUGCAAACGUUCCCGAUGCUAGUCUCAUCGGCGGGAUGAUCUAA